AUGGCUCCCUCUGUCCUGGCUGGGAGCACUGAGUGCAAUGAGCGCUGCAGUCCUGGAGGCUGCCGGCAGGUGGCGCUGCUCGGAGACCCGCAGUGGCUGAGCGCUACAAGUGCUGAGCAGGCAGAGGGCGCUCUGGAGAAGUCGGCUGUUCUUACUGGUGGGCG
Molecule: messenger RNA, 164 nt
Organism: Pelobates cultripes (western spadefoot toad)
Lineage: Eukaryota; Metazoa; Chordata; Amphibia; Anura; Pelobatidae
Source: the annotation of a GenBank genome assembly